UGUACACUGAAGUGAAUUAUUGGUGAAAUUGCGCAAUUUAAACACGCAGCCACUUCAAAAGCAGAAUCUUGAAGCUAAAGAAGCCAGUAAUGACCACAAGCAACAGCUCUUCAGUUCUUAAAGAUGUGGUUGCCUAUGUUGAUGUGUGGUCAUCUGACAAAACAGCAAACUAUUCAAAACCAUUUGUUCAGCAGCUGCAGGAAAUGGGAGCUCAGGUAUCAAAAACAUUCAAUAAACAAGUCACACAUGUAGUCUUCAACAAUGGUCAUCCAGCUACGUGGAGGAAAGCCAAGAAAAGUAAUGUGCGUCUUGUCUCAGUUCUUUGGGUUGGCAGGUGUCAUGAUGAUGGUGCGCAUGUGGAUGAGGAGUUAUAUCCAGCCUUAAAUGAUGAAAGCAAUCCUAUACUGAAGAACAAGAAACAUCGUUGUAUGCAGCCAAAAGAUUCUCCAGAGAGGACACCUGAAAAUGACAGGCGCAUGAGGAAAAAAUUAGACAAGCUUAUGAAAGACCUUGCUCCAAAACAACCUCUGGUUACGGAUGUGUCGCCCAUCAUCAUUGACGAGGAGAAUGGAAUAGUCUACAGCCCUGCAUGGAAAAGGUCGGAUUAUAUGGCACAGCGUUUGAAAGACAUGAAAGACAAACGGGAAAACCUCUCACCCACAGCUUCACAAAUGAUGGAAUCCUGCUCACCCACGGGGCUGAAGCCGUCUCUUGGGAGCACACCAACUGUCUUCAAAUUAAUGUAUGAGCAGUCAGAUGAGGACUCCAGUGCUUCUGUGGCUGAGCCUGGUUACUCCCCUGAUAAGGAAGAGGGGAGAACGCACCUUGAUGUUAAAAACCACGACCAUCUUGAACAGUCCCACAGGAAAGACUCUAUGAAGCCCUGGCUCUCACCCUGCCGUGAUGUGCCAAGACAGACUUCAGGUGUCAAAGACUGUCUUGACUUCGAGGACAAAGAGGAUGCAGAAGGGAAUAGACGAAAAAAACCCAGAAAGACCUCCAUCAGAAAAAAGGCAUCAGUGAAACCCAAAUCUGUAGACUUUUUGGAAAGUCCCUGCCAGGACAGAAGAUCUGACAACAGCAAGAGUCUUCAAAGGGAAAGCAGGCGUUCACAGGUUAAACUAUCAAGCCCAUCACCUAAUAAAGUGGUAAAGGGAAAGCAAAAAAUUACAGCAACUAAAUCCUUCACAGACACUGGGUCCCAUAUUUAUCCCGACACUGUGAAUUCUUCAAGUUCAUCAGCUAUGUUAGAUGAUGCUGCAGCUGAAACUGCUCCUCCGUUACAGAAAAUGGGACAGAAAACUCCUAAACGAGGCAGAGAGUCACUUUCUGCCAUGGCACAAUCUUUCUCCCUAUCUUUAGAAUCUAGAAAUGUUGCUUCACGUUCCACUGAUGGAGAUGAUAAUGUGUUUGAGGACUUUUUCUCUCCAGCUAAUCGCAACCAGAGACCAAAAAAACCUCUUUUGCCUGAUCUACCUGUGGACAGCGACAUUCAGAUACCCUUUGACUUGGGCCCUGUCCCAAAGAAGAGAAAACAAAGGAGAAGUGAAAGCUUUGGAUCUGAUGGUAAAAAGAAGAGGAAACUGGAAGACGGUCAGAGUUGCAAACAUCUCAAUCAGCAGUCUGAUGCAAGCAGUGAGUCUCAGAGUCAUCAACAACAGGAUGUCAAAGAAUCUCUGCCUGCACUGGAUCGUGUCGAUGAAACUCUAACUGCCAAAAGGCGAAGACAAAGUACUUUGGCAUUUACACGCACCAGCAAAUCUACAAGUGACACUGUGAAACAAAGAACAGCGUCGAUGCCAGUGCAACCGACAGUGUUGCCAGAGAAGAACACAGUACUGCAGAAAAACUCUGAUUUUGAUGUUCUUUCUCACACCUUAGAAAAUGUAGGAAAUGAAUGUAGAGUUGCAGCUGGUUUCACAGAGGUCUCAUCUGAAGCUGAAGAAAAUCACAAUAAGCAAGACAGCUCAGGUCUUCAGAAAAUGGUCACCAAAACAAAGGUGAUGAGAUCACUGGUCAUGACAAGCAUGCCCACUGAGAAGCAGCACACAGUCACUCAGGUGGUAAAAGCACUGGGUGGUUUUUCAAUUGUGGACAGAGUUUGUGAGAGCACAACUCAUGUGGUGUCUGGGGGACACAGACGGACUCUCAAUAUUCUGCUGGGCAUAGCUCGUGGCUGUUGGAUCCUCUCCUUUGAAUGGAUUCUAUGGAGUUUGGAGCAAAGGCAGUGGAUUCCAGAGGAACCUUAUGAACUUUCAGACCAGUUUCCUGCAGCACAGAUCUGUCGUCUCCAGAGGCACCUGUCCGCCGGGGAGCACCAGCAGGACCUGUUCCAAGGCCAGCCAGCCAUGUUUGUGUCCCAGCACGCCCAGCCGCCCGCUCAGAGUCUGGUGGAGCUGAUUGAGCUCUGUGGAGGGACAGUCUGCAAAACUGUGCGGCAGGCUGGCAUCUGCAUAGGGAAGUACAGCGGCAGGAGACCAGAGGGAAGCAGGAUCCUGUCUGAGCAGUGGGUGCUGGACAGUAUCACACAUCUGAAGAAGCUCUCAUAUGAUAGCUAUGACUUGGAAUGACAGCUGCCGGAUUUUUCUUUGACUGUGAAGUUUAGUUUUAUGAAUAUUAUGCUGGACAGUACCUCAUCAUACAAUAUGCUCUCAUUGCAGCCACACAGCGUUCCUCUUGUGCAGGUUUAUCAAUUUGCUUUGCAAAUAUGUUCAGGGGCUUUACAUAAAUUCUCACAAAUAGUCUAAUUUCAAAGACUUUUAGUUCCUGGUUGCUAUGGAAACCUGUUACUUCUCAGGACUAUCGAAUAUUCAGAAAUGGUCGACUGUGAAACAUGGAAAAUGGCUUUGACAGUCUGUAUGUCGAUCCCUUAUCGUUUGCAUUUCUUUCAAUAAAGUAGCAACCACUACUGUGUCAUGGUGUGUUUUUCACACAAGACUGUUUUUAAUUUCUAACAAUGUGAUUUUAGAAGGAAUUGCUGAGCCACUUCAGGACAGUGAAUAUUGUAUGCUUAUAGAAAUUUUUGUGAUGUCACUUUUAAUAAUAAAAAAAUAAAAAUAAACAUUUUGAUUUUGAGCUGUG
Messenger RNA from Stegastes partitus (bicolor damselfish), 3081 nucleotides. RefSeq names its product microcephalin 1 (gene mcph1). The record is from RefSeq and is a predicted model, not a curated record. The transcript has 15 exons. Bases 90 to 2570 code for a protein of 826 amino acids. Gene Ontology annotation, biological process: mitotic cell cycle. NCBI's taxonomy places the organism in Eukaryota, Metazoa, Chordata, Actinopteri, Pomacentridae.